AUGCUAUGCCCACAAGAGAAAGAGGGCAUACAAGUUCUGGCUAUUAGCCCUGACCGGCGCUACCUGGCUGUGUCAGAAAGCGGAGUACAGGGCAUCUCUGUCUAUGACUUACAAAGUGAGCAGUGCACCAGGGUGAAGGUGCUGAUGGCCCAAGGCUUUGGCGUCCUGCAGUUUGUUUGUAUGGCUUUUUCUGCUGACUCCAAAUACCUACUCUGCCAGUCUGGAGGACCCGAAUGGACCCUCUUCUACUGGGACUGGAAGAAGGAUGAGGUCAUCGCCAUUGUGAACACCACAAGGGUCGGAAUUGUCAGUCAGGUCAGCUUUAAUCCAGUGGACAACACACGGAUUUGUGUGAGCGGAAAUCAUGUAUUCAAGAUUUUCCAGCUGGAGAAGGACUGCCUGAAAAAGAUCAGCACAUUUAAGAUGGACAGUGAAAACAUCAAGUCCCACGCGUGGCUGUCUGAGGAUAGCAUAGUCUUAGGGACAGAAAGGGGAAAGCUGCUGCUGUUGAAGGAUGGAGAGUUGCACAAAUUGCCAAGGCCUUUUGAGAGGGUGAAGAGCAACUCUUCAUCUACAGCUGCACUGCCCCACAUCACUGCCAUCAGGGCAUACUCUAAAGGGUUUGCUUGUGCAGGCAACUUGGGGGAAGUCUGCCUCUAUGAGAAGACUGAGGAAUACGGCUACAUGAAGGCCACAGAAAUAAGAAUUCCUCAGGACCCAUGCAGCAGUGAGCCGCAGGAGGUCAUCGAAAUGUGCCUGAGCCCCUCAGAGGAGACGCUGGCCAUAAGCACACAUCGAGGCCUGAUCUACCACGUCAACCUCGCCUCUGUUGAGCUUAGCCAGAGUAAGCAGGCCAACUUCGAGCACCUGUUCAACUCACUUCACUUAGGGAGCAUCACCGGUCUGUCAGUCUGCGACUCCAAAACCCUUUUUGCCACCUGCUCAAAGGAUAACACUGUGCGCAUCUGGAACUACAAGACCAAUUCUCUGGAGCUGCAAAGGAAGUUCCCUGAAGAGCCGACUUGCAUCUCACUGCACCCGAAUGGCCUAUCCAUCCUGGUGGGCUUCUCUACUAAAGUCUGCCUCAUGAACCUGUUGGUUGAUAGAUUCCACACUGUUCAGGAGUUUGACAUACAAGGCUGCAGUGAGUGUGUGUUCAACCAUGGCGGCAGCAUGUUCGCCACUGUCAGCGAAAACCUGAUAAGCAUCGUCAACAUCAGGACAGGCAAAAUAAUGAAGCUGAAUGGCCAAAUUAGCAAGGUGCAGUCAGUCACGUGGUGUACAAAUGACCUUCACCUGGUGUCAUGUGGGAUGGACGGCAGCAUCUGUGAGUGGAAUGUUUUGACAGGCGCCCGAUCUGAGAACAAGAAGAAAAUGUGCUCCUACAUGGAUGUGACGCUCUCGGACAGCAGUGAGAGCAUCUUCUUUGUAGGCGGUUCCAUGCUAUAUGAGUUCAGAGAUGGAGAGGUCGUAAGAGAAGUGGCCUCAACUGACACAGCCUUCACAGCCGUGGCAAUGACUCAUUCCAGCCAGGCAGUCUUUGUUGGAACUGCUGCUGGUACUAUCAGAGUCAUGCAGUACCCGUUAGAAGAGGAGACAUCCUGGACAGAGCAUCAGGCACAUUCUGGUCCCAUCACCAAAAUGAUUGUCACGCCUGAUGAUCAGUAUCUGGUGACUGCCUCAGAGGACGGCUCUCUCCUCAUGUGGUCAAUUACUGACCAGAAUGGAUGCAAGUUGAGCAUGGAGAAAGAAAUCUGCUUUUCUGAGGAUGUCCUCUGUAGCCAGGCUUUUCUGAAGAGAAAGGACCGGUCUAUACUUGAGGUUCAAUCCCAGAUGGAGUCACAGAAGGAGAGGCUAAAAUACAAGCUUAAGCAGACUCACAUGGACUAUGAGAAGAAGCUUGACAAAGACCAAGAGAGUUACCGCCAGCAGAUUGAGUCUCUGAAAGACCAGAUCCAGACACUGAAUAGUGAGAAGGAGGAAGAGAAGAUUUCUCAUGAGAAGGCCCUGGCUGAGAUGAGGGAGAACCAUGCUAAAGAGCUGAAGGAACAGACUUUGAAUACGAAGUUGAAUAAAGCCUUCACGGUCCAGGCUGAGAUACGUCUGAACUACGAUCAGAGACUGUUUGACCAAGUGGACAACCAUUUCCGUACCACUAUGGAUAUGAAACGGGCCUAUGAACAGAGGAUCCAGGAGCAACAGGACCAGAUGCAUUGUUGUGAAGAGAAGCUGAAGGAACUGCAGGAGAAAUUUGACUCUGAGUUUAAAGAUGACUUCCUCCAACAUGCUCAGGAGCUGCAGGCAGAGAAAGAGAUGAACAAGACUCUACAGGAUGAGAAGAAGCUCAUGGAAAAACAGUUGAUGCUGCUUUGGAAGGUAAAAGGAGAGAAUCAGGACCAGUGCCUUGAAAUCAGUCAGCUUGAGGCCAAAGUUGAGGAGAUAAAUGUCAAGAACAAGAAGGCCAUUAAAGAACUGCAGCAAAAGAUAAAAAAACAGGAAGAAGAGCUGUGCACAGAAAGGAAGAAGGUCAGAAACAUGAAAACGUAUGUGCAGAAGAUGAAGGCCGACAUCAAAAACUGCUCGAGCUUUGUCAAUCAGCCCCACCAGCUGAGGAAAAACUUCACCAGCCUCUAUAAGUCCUACAUCAAUGAUGUAGAUGUGACAGCCAGAGUGAAGCCUGGGGUCAGGCAGAGGGAGCAGCAGCAGAGGACAGCGGCUUCUUCAGCGCAAAACCAGGCUGUGGAGCCCAAAACUCAGGAAUCAGAUUGCUGUGAGAUCCUGAAGCAACAGACCGAGGUGCACCAGGAGGUGAAUAACUCUGAGGAGACGCUGACUGCGAUGCACACAAACCAUACAGCUGAGCUCGAAGAAAUCCUCCUUAAAUACGAACAGGAGCUUCAGGCAGAGAAGGAAACCUGCAGCCAACUUAAAUAUGAAAUGAAGCUCAUGGAGCAGCAGAUGGUGCAGUUCUGGAAAAUAAAAGAAGAAAUUGAGGACCAGAACCUCGAGAUCAACAUGUUAAAGGAGGAAGUGCAGAGCCUGCAUGGCCAGCAUAAGAUAUUCAAGAAAGUGAGGAAGGAGCAAAAGUCCGAGCAAAAGCCCGACCAGGAUAAGAACAUCCACCUCCAAGACAUAGUUCAGAUGUACGAGAAGAGCAAAAAACAGAAAAAGUCAGAUUUAAUCAGCAUCAACAAUCAGCUGGACGGACUGAUCAAAGACAGGACGAGACAAACAGAUGAAACUGACCUCGAGGAAGUGAAGAACAAGAUUGAUGAGAAAAAACUGUUCGUCAAAAAGCUCGGGGCUGAGGUGACGGAGAUGAACACCAAGUACCAGCAGACCAUUGAUGAACUGAAGGAGAAGCUGAAAGUAACGGAAAUGGAGUUGUGUAAAGAGAGGGAGAGGGCUAGAAACACGAAGCUUAUGUUGGACAGGAUCAAGGCUGACAUCCACACCUGCUCAAACUUCAUCCAGCAGCCGAGGAUGCUGAAGGAGAACUUCAUAAAGCUCCACAAAGAAUACAUCAAUGAUGGAGAGAGGAGAGCCUUGCCAAGAAUAGACAAGGACCACCGAGACAGGACACGGGAAAGCAGGACGACGAAGGUUAAUGCUCGUGUCAGCACAGCCAGGGACCCGCCGAAAACUGGAAGAUGCCCCGUGACCCUGCCCCCGCUGCUGACCAGAAGAAGGCAAAAUCCUUCUUUCCUUAAAGAAAUUCAAGCUUUCCACCGUAAAUUGUAAAAACAUCGGACGAUUGCCAGGAAGGUGUUGAACACUCGGAUAUAGGACAUAGUGGGAGAACCCUGAGCUAUCAGGAGUGCUCCACUGAAGAGCAGAUAUCCAUGUGUUCAACAUCAAAACUGGCAUUCAUAAAGUGCGGAAAAGAAAAACUAU
Molecule: messenger RNA, 3894 nt
Organism: Hemibagrus wyckioides
Lineage: Eukaryota; Metazoa; Chordata; Actinopteri; Siluriformes; Bagridae
Product: cilia- and flagella-associated protein 57-like
Exons: 25
Coding region: 1-3741 (1246 amino acids)
Molecular function (GO): protein binding
Source: RefSeq, a predicted model, not a curated record